Molecule: messenger RNA, 1821 nt
Organism: Scheffersomyces coipomensis
Lineage: Eukaryota; Fungi; Ascomycota; Pichiomycetes; Serinales; Debaryomycetaceae
Gene: SWC4
Product: Swc4p
Exons: 1
Coding region: 1-1821 (606 amino acids)
Biological process (GO): negative regulation of transcription by RNA polymerase II; chromatin remodeling; DNA repair
Cellular component (GO): NuA4 histone acetyltransferase complex; Swr1 complex
Molecular function (GO): transcription corepressor activity
Source: RefSeq, a predicted model, not a curated record
AUGUCAGCCAAUGAUAUAUUGGAUGUGUUGAACAUCCUGCGUGAUGAUCUGAAACAACCGGCUAAGAAAAAACAAAAGAUUAAUGCAGAACCAGCACCAAGACAAACUGGUAUGGCUAGAGAGUUGUAUAACUUAUUAGGUCCAAAUACUCCACCAGUUAAUAUUACCAACUUAUCAACAGUAUCAAGAAAAGAUAAUGUUAAAUUCAAAGUAUCACCUUGGACUAAAAUGCCAUUCAAUCCUAAUAAAACCAAGAAAGAUGGCCAUGAAGUGAUUUUAAACCAUUGGGUUAAAGGAUCCAAGGAACUUUUGGAACAGGAUGAAAAGGAUAAGCCAUACUUUUUUGAUAAAUUCGAUGUUAAAUUAGAUAUUCCUGAAUUAGUUGAUGAAGAUACUUUUGAUACCUACAUGGAAGAAAUCAGAGAACAUCAAAAGAAGAUAAAAGAAGAAAGAAAACAAAGAGAGAAAGAAAAGAAGGAACAAGAAGCAAAAGAUCGUGAAAGACGUGAAAAAGAAAAGCAAAAACUUCAAGAGCAGAAAAAUAGUAACAAUAGUACUAAUAGUAGUGAUAAUAAAUCUAAUCAAGAAACUGAUAAUGCAGAAGAGAAGAAGAAGGAAUCAAAUGGAGAAUUAUCAUCGUCAUCGAAUACUUCUAAGAAUGAGGAGAUAACUGGAAAUGCUUCCCCAAGUAAAGUAAAAGUGAGUGAAGUAGAAGCAAAUGAAGAAAAGGAGACUACUGAUGCAGAAAAAGACGAAGAAAAACCUGCUGAAGAAGAGGAAGAAGACGAAGAAGAAGACGAAGAAUAUCUUAAAGAACCAUGGACUUAUGAAGAAACUCAAUAUUUAUUCGAUUUAUGCAGUGGUCUCGAACUCAAAUGGCCCAUAAUUUAUGAUAGAUAUAAUUAUGGCACUGACAGAUCUGCAGAAGACUUGAGAGAACAGUUCUACAGUAUUUGUUUAAAGAUUCUUGAUAGUCAAGAAACUAAAAAUCCAGCUUUAAUCGAUUCACUUAGAGCUUAUUCCAAAUAUAGAGAACUUGAUAGAAAACAAUAUUUGGAAAAUUUACUCAAGAGAACACCAGCUGAAAUUGCUGAAGAAGAAUCCUUAGUGAUUGAAGCACGUCGUUUUGAAAUGGCUGCUAAGAAAAUGUUGUUAGAAAGAUCUCACUUAUUAUCACUUCUUGAUUCCCCACAAAGUACCCAACAAGUUCAACAAUAUUUAUCAUCUCAAGGUAUAACCAACUUAUAUAACCAUUUAAUGAUCCUUGAUAAGAACCAAAAGAAACGUCAAGCACAACAACUGAAAUCUCAAGUAUCAAAUCAAGAACCCGUACCACCACCAAUUCCAAUUGCUGCUUCAUCAUCAUUCAAAAAGGAUAAAUCAUUUCAAACUCAUUUACAACAAUAUCUUGCAGGUGUGCUUAAGCAAAAUCAAAAUGCUAAUCCUGGUGUCAAACAAGAAGCAAAUGCCAUUCAACAAUUAUUAAUGAAGAGACUUACACAAAAGGAAGAAGAAGCUUAUGGUUUGUUCUUCCAUGGAACUGAAAAACUUACCCCAGGUGUCACUUUGAGAUCAACUCAAAAGCUUCCAGGUUUACAGCAAAAACAAUCGGUUUUGAAAUCUGUUAACCAAGUAUUUCAAGAACUAGACAUACCUACCGCUGGCGGAACAAGCUGGAAACCAGUCAUGCCAACUAGAAAAUCAAUGGCUGCUUAUGAUGAUUUACUCAAGUCAGUAGUAGCUUUGUUGGAGCUUAAAAAGGGUAAGGACAAGUUGGAAUCCGAAAUCAAAUUGAUUAAAAGUCAAAGAGGAUUACAGUAA